GAAUGAUAUAGUGAAAGCCUUUUACUCCUUCGAAACAAGCUCCUGCCCGACCGGCUCCCGGCACCCCGCCUUCUUACCUUCCAGCGAGUCCGAGCGGAGUUACGACCCCGGGGCUUAUCGCGUGCCUCGCAACCCGAUUCGACAGCAAGAUCUCCGCCUCCCGUCCUCGAGAGCGACGAUUUCCUUGGCGUCAAUCCGAGCCAGACGACGGCCUCAACCUCCUCCUCACGCGUCGCAGUAAACGCAAGCCAAAAAUUCGCCAUCGAUCUCGACUGUGUCUCGGUUCUUCUUCACCCAAAUACGCCCACUUCCUAAGCCGCCUACAAGAUCAACCGUGUACCAAUCCCGUUUCUACACAGCACCAACUGGCCCGUCACAAUUCUCGCGAAAGCUGCCUGAGCGCGCCGCAUCGCCAACAUGCCGGCCACCUCGACCAGACGGCAUCAACUAGCUGCGGAGCAGUUCGUCUCAGUCACAAAAGCGUCCAGGGACGACGCACAGGCGUACCUGAGGAACAACAAUUACGAUAUCGAGGCCGCCGUCAAUCAGUUCUACUCAGACUCCGCCAAUGGACCACCAAACGUCGACCAGGCUUUGGAAGCCAUGUUCGACUCUCUCGCCACUGAAACCAGCAAGGAUGAGCUGGAUAUGGACGGAACCAUAGCCUAUUGUCAGGCCUUAAACGUUGACCCGGCCAGCUACGAGUUCUUUGUUCUCGCAGACAUCGUUCAGGUGCAAAGCUUUGGCCAGAUCACUCGCCAGGGUUUUGUCAAGGGCUGGAAGCGGGCAACCACGGUCUCGCCCGACAUGGACGCGCACCAGCAGUAUGUCCAGUCGCAGAUACGCCUCGUCAAGACGGAUGCUGCGGUUUUUAGGAAGGUGUACCGCAGCGCGUUCGUCGCGUGCAAGGAGGCCGGAAAGAGGGAGCUGGACAUGGGCGAGGCGCUGACGUACUGGGAGGUGCUGUUCGAGCCUACCAUGCACGGCUGGGCGACUGCCAACGUCGAGUGGCUCGAGGCCUGGAAAGGGUAUCUGACGGAGAAGUUCUGGGUCGACAAGGGAGGGGCACGCAAGUGGACGCGGUCUGUUAGCCGGGACCUUUGGAAUCAGAUUCUCCUUUUCGCCGAGAGGACCAUGGCGGACGAGACGCUUGGUUUCUGGUCCGAGGACCAGGCUUGGCCGGGCCUCAUUGACGAGUUUGUGGUCUGGUGCAAGGAGAAAGGCAUCGUCAAGGCACAGAACGAGGAGACCAUGGAAUUGGAGGAAUGA
Messenger RNA from Parathielavia appendiculata, 1269 nucleotides. RefSeq lists its product as uncharacterized. Lineage: Eukaryota; Fungi; Ascomycota; Sordariomycetes; Sordariales; Chaetomiaceae. The record is from RefSeq and is a predicted model, not a curated record. The coding region runs from base 418 to 1269 and encodes 283 amino acids. Gene Ontology annotation, molecular function: ubiquitin-like protein binding; ubiquitin conjugating enzyme binding; cullin family protein binding. The transcript has 4 exons. Gene Ontology annotation, cellular component: ubiquitin ligase complex. Gene Ontology annotation, biological process: protein neddylation.